AUUUGAUUUUGACGUGUAACCUAUCGCUUUCCCUUUAUUUACUAAGAUUGAUUUUAUUUGUAUAAAUUAAUUCGAUAUGUCUGCCGGUCAAUGGGAAGUUGUCGGUAAGAGCAAGAAGUCUCAAAAUGGUAAGAUAAAGUCUAAGGAAGAUUCGAAAAAGGCUGUGAAAAACGGCCCGAAACUUGAAGAUGUCGGUAAGUUUUACCUUAUGUUAUUAUUUGAACAAAAAUACUUCGGUUACUUCGUUUCCAUCUAGUACAGUUUCGUUUAUUAUUGAGAAGCCUUCGUCCAAAACAAACUUUUCAGUUAAAAAUAUAGCAAAAGUUAUUUGAAUAAAGCAACCUAUUUUCAGUCAUGUAUUGGCCUAUUUCAAGAGUUGUAGUAAUUACCAGUACCCCACUCUCAAAUAAAGUCAUUUUAUGAGGGUAUGGAAAUUGAUGAUGACAAGAAACCUACCAAAGACAAAAAGAAGGAAGGAGAGAAGAAGCCAAAGAAGCAACAAGAUAAGAAGACAGAGCCUUCUAAACCUAAGCCUCCAAAAACAAUAGAAGGAGCUUUACAAGCUAUUGAGCUGGAAGAACUGACAACAAUAAUUGGAACUAAUAAAGUAAGAUUUUCCAAUGCUCCUCUAGUAUGGCUGAAGGAAGUUGCAAACUUUUUAAAUUCAAAGAUUCAAAUUGAAGUUGAGGACCCCACUUUUGCUACAAACCCCUCUGUUUAUCCACUCUGUGUUGUCCCUGAUGGACUAAGGAACUGUCUUGAAAAUGUUUUAAGAGAUGCUGGCAAGGCUAACACGCAAUUAUUUUUUGAUGUCACUCUCACUGCUUUAGCCAAUGAUAUGAGUAGAGGUCAACAAGUCAAUGGACACAGGAUUCUGCUCCAAAUGCUGGCUAAAGAGAAUCCCGAAUUCUGCAUAGCAUCAGUAGCAAAGAGUGCAAGUCUAAGAAACUCUUAUCAGAAUCGUCCACCUAUAGGUUUAAGUCUGCUGUGGGCAUUUGGGCAAGGUGGAUUAACUGACUUUUCUGUAGGUUUGAAAGCUUGGCAAGAACUAUUUUUACCAAUAGUAGAACUGAAGAAUUAUUCUAAAUACGUGAUAUUGUACAUAAGCAAGCUCUUGGAUAACCACAAGAGCAUGGAUAAUGUAAAGAUUAGUCAAGAUCAACUGUUUGCCAUGUUCGAUAUGGUAAACAACAAAAGGAAUAGUUUAUCGAAAGAUCUCUCAAGUGACCUUAUCAUGCAAUUAAGUAAAUAUAAGGAUAUAUUUUUUGCCCAAAGUGGCAAUAAGUUGCAAGUGCUGUUCAAUCAGAUAAUGAAGAAAUUGCCCAACCAAUAUCUUAGCGGUGGUGGUUUGGACCCAUACAACCGAGUGCUGGUGGACUGUCUCGUUGAUUGCCUGCAUAAAGACGACUCGUGCAAUGCCACUUGGAGACAACUGUUCCACAAAUGUAGCAAGCAGUCUGCAACAUUGCUUGAAUAUAUUGAUAACAACUGGGCCAAUGUAAGUCCAAAAUUAAAAUUGAAAUCAUUGAAAACAACUGUGACGCAGUUCAAGGAAGUGAGUGGUGAAGCUUUGAAGGGCAAAAAGAAAGAUGAAACUGUAGUCAAGACAAGCAAGAUAUGCCAGGAUAUUCUAGACAGAAUGACAAGUACUAGAAAGUUCCCAUGGCUGUGGGCCAGUUUCUUCCUGCUUCUGAGUAUCGCUGGACUGGUGGCAUAUGAUGUUUCCAGAGUCAAAGGAGAUUUCCCGAAAAGCACUACAGGGAAACUGUUCAAAGAUCUGGGCAUUCUAGAGCACAGCCAGAAAGCUUGGCAGAAAACACUCUCGACAUCUGCCCGUGGCUACAUUUGGCUGGAAACCAACGCUCCUGCCUACUAUGAACAAACCAGUGAAAUAUGCAAGCCAUACUUACAACUAUCCAAGGAUGUGUUCUUUAUUACUGUUAAGAAAGCUGGCAUUCUAUAUGGCAAUGUACAAGAAUAUGUCGCUGAAAAGACACCUGUUGUGGUAGCAACUGUAGAGCAGUAUGCACCAGGUCUUAUAGAUAAUGUGAAGAAUUAUGCAUCGGCAGGAUAUGGUGCUGUUAGAAAAUUCACCAUAGAAUAUUAUCAGUUCACAACUGAUUACUUGACAACUAAAGUGUUUGUAGGAGAAUGGGCCCCUGAAAUUCUGCAAAACAAAACGCAAACUGCACUCAACGUCACCAGAACCCACAUGUCAUCUUACUUCCACUGGUUCAGGGAACAAGUUCACUUAUACUCGGAAAUACCUUGAAGUAGAUAACCAUAAGUUUACUUCAUAUAUCUCUGUCAAGUUUACAUGUGGAGAAUCGAGCAAUCUAUUUUCAGCAGUGAAUAGGGAUUGCUUUUAAUGAAGUCAGUAAGAGAGCACAAAACAUACUUUUUAUAAUUUACAUUUCAUUCAUCCGGACAUGUUAUUAGUUUUAUAUUCAUUCUAGAAGCAAAACCUGAAGUAAAUACAUACUUAGUUUCAUCCCAGUUUUUAGUCUUAGCAAAACAAAUUAAUUUUAACCAAACAAGAAUUGGUCACUACAGAAAAAUAUUUACAAGAUACACAACAUUGUAGUGAACUUAAUUCAAAUAAUCAGUACAACAUAUUAUUAUAUUGUGUGAUAGUAAUUCUACACAUUAUUUGUCACAAUCGAAGCACAAAAAUGAUUGCACGAUUCUCCAUUUUGUGAUAUCUUAACAAAUUUAAUUUUGACCCCAUCAUCAAUAGUGAAUUAACAAGUACAACAAUAUCCUUGUUACUGCUACAAAUGAAUCUUAUAGUUUUAAAUAUUGUUGAUCAUAACGUAGUCUUAUAGUUGUCAUUGAUGCAAUAAUUUGGACCAUAUCAUCAUGAUCAUCAUUAAAUUAUUUUUCUGUACAUCAUCAUAAAAAUCAUUAGCUUUACUGAUUUCGAAAUUGCUUCAGUAUUCUAAAUUGUCA
Messenger RNA from Chilo suppressalis (striped riceborer), 2949 nucleotides. NCBI's taxonomy places the organism in Eukaryota, Metazoa, Arthropoda, Insecta, Lepidoptera, Crambidae. The record is from the annotation of a GenBank genome assembly.